GCGCCUGGACUGGGAACUCCAACUUAGGCGAGCGCCCGGGUCACGCGCCGGGGCGGCCCCACUGCCUCCAGCUUCCCGGGGCUGGCGUCUCGGAGGAACAGCGCGUGCCUCACGUCCUCCCCGCCCCGCCUCCGGCGCAUUGCGCACGCGCGGCCGCGCCCCGCCCUUUCUCGGCCCCGCGAGGGUGACGGGGUGAGGGCGGGGGAACCGAUGUGGGGAGGCAGCCAGAGCUCCCAGACUGCGAGCACGCGAGCCGCCGCAGCCGUCACCCGCGCCGCGUCACGGCUCCCGGGCCCGCCCUCCCCUGACCCCUCCCCUCUCUCCGUUUCCCCCUCCUCUCCCCCUCCUCCUCCUCCGACCGAGCAGUGACUUAAGCAACGGAGCGCGGUGAAGCCCAUUUUUCUCCUUCCUCGCAGCCGCGCCGGGGAGCUCGCGGCGCGCGGCCCCUGCCCUCCGGCCCGAGAUGAAUCCUGCGGCAGAAGCCGAGUUCAACAUCCUCCUGGCCACCGACUCCUACAAGGUUACUCACUAUAAACAAUAUCCACCCAACACAAGCAAAGUUUAUUCCUACUUUGAAUGCCGUGAAAAGAAGACAGAAAACUCCAAAUUAAGGAAGGUGAAAUAUGAGGAAACAGUAUUUUAUGGGUUGCAGUACAUUCUUAAUAAGUACUUAAAAGGUAAAGUAGUAACCAAAGAGAAAAUCCAGGAAGCCAAAGAGGUCUACAAAGAACAUUUCCAAGAUGAUGUCUUUAAUGAAAAGGGAUGGAACUACAUUCUUGAGAAAUAUGAUGGGCAUCUUCCAAUAGAAGUAAAAGCUGUUCCUGAGGGCUUUGUCAUUCCCAGAGGAAAUGUUCUGUUCACGGUGGAAAACACAGAUCCAGAGUGUUACUGGCUUACAAAUUGGAUUGAGACUAUUCUUGUUCAGUCCUGGUAUCCAAUCACAGUGGCCACAAAUUCUAGAGAGCAGAAGAAAAUAUUGGCCAAAUAUUUGUUAGAAACUUCUGGUAACUUAGAUGGUCUGGAAUACAAGUUACAUGAUUUUGGCUACAGAGGAGUCUCUUCCCAAGAGACUGCUGGCAUAGGAGCAUCUGCUCAUUUGGUUAACUUCAAAGGAACAGAUACAGUAGCAGGAAUUGCUCUAAUUAAAAAAUAUUAUGGAACGAAAGAUCCUGUUCCAGGCUAUUCUGUUCCAGCAGCAGAACACAGUACCAUAACAGCUUGGGGGAAAGACCAUGAAAAAGAUGCUUUUGAACAUAUUGUAACACAGUUUUCAUCAGUGCCUGUAUCUGUGGUCAGCGAUAGCUAUGACAUUUAUAAUGCGUGUGAGAAAAUAUGGGGUGAAGAUCUAAGACAUUUAAUAGUAUCGAGAAGUACAGAGGCACCACUAAUAAUCAGACCUGAUUCUGGAAACCCUCUUGACACUGUGUUAAAGGUUUUGGAGAUUUUAGGUAAGAAGUUUCCUGUUACUGAGAACUCAAAGGGUUACAAGUUGCUGCCACCUUAUCUUAGAGUUAUUCAAGGGGAUGGAGUAGAUAUUAAUACCUUACAAGAGAUUGUAGAAGGCAUGAAACAAAAAAAGUGGAGUAUUGAAAAUAUUGCCUUCGGUUCUGGUGGAGCUUUGCUACAGAAGUUAACAAGAGAUCUCUUGAAUUGUUCCUUCAAGUGUAGUUAUGUUGUAACUAAUGGCCUUGGGAUUAACGUGUUCAAGGACCCAGUUGCUGAUCCCAACAAAAGGUCCAAAAAGGGCCGAUUAUCUUUACAUAGGACGCCAGCAGGGAAUUUUGUUACACUGGAGGAAGGAAAAGGAGACCUUGAGGAAUAUGGUCAUGAUCUUCUCCAUACUGUCUUCAAGAAUGGCAAGGUGACAAAAAGCUAUUCAUUUGAUGAAAUAAGAAAAAAUGCACAGCUGAAUAUUGAACUGGAAGCAGCACCUCAUUAGGCUUUAUGACUGGGUGUGUGUUGUGUGUGUGUGUAUGUGCAUGCACACACAUACCUGUGUGUAUGUAAUACAUAAUGUUUAUUGUACAGAUGUGUGGGGUUUGUGUUUUAUGAUACAUUACAGCCAAAUUAUUUGUUGGUUUAUGGACAUACUGCCCUUUCAUUUUUUUUCUUUUCCAGUGUUUAGGUGAUCUCAAAUUAGGAAAUGCACUUAACCAUGUAAAAGAUUAGUGCUAAAGUAAGCUUUUUAGGGCCCUUUGCCAAUAGGUAGUCAUUCAAUCUGGUAUUGAUCUUUUCACAAAUAACAGAACUGAGAAACUUUUAUAUAUAACUGAUGAUCACAUAAAACAGAUUUGCAUAAAAUUACCAUGAUUGCUUUAUGUUUAUAUUUAACUUGUAUUUUUGUACAAACAAGAUUGUGUAAGAUAUAUUUAAAGUUUCAGUGAUUUAACAGUCUUUCCAACUUUUCAUGAUUUUUAUGAGCACAGACUUUCAAGAAAAUACUUGAAAAUAAAUUACAUUGCCUUUUGUCCAUUAAUCAGCAAAUAAAACAUGGCCUUAACAAAGUUGUUUGUGUUAUUGUACAAUUUGAAAAUUAUGUCAGGACAUACCCUAUAGAAUUACUAACCUCGCUGCCCCUUGUACAAUAUAUAUUAAUCAUUCUACAUUAAAGAAAAUAAUGGUUCUUACUGGAAUGUCUAGGCACUGUACAGUUAUUAUAUAUCUUGGUUGUUGUAUUGUACCAGUGAAAUGCCAAAUUUGAAAGGCCUGUACUGCAAUUUUAUAUGUCAGAGAUUGCCUGUGGCUCUAAUAUGCACCUCAAGAUUUUAAGGAGAUAAUGUUUUUAGAGAGAAUUUCUGCUUCCACUAUAGAAUAUAUACAGAAAUGUAAAAUACUUAAAAAAGUGGAAGUAGUGUAUUUUAAAGUAAUUACACUUCUGAAUUUAUUUUUCAUAUUCUAUAGUUGGUAUGACUUAAAUGAAUUACUGGAGUGGGUAGUGAGUGUACUUAUCUUAAAUGUUUCAAUUCUGUUAUAUUUUUUAUUAAGUUUUUUAAAAAUUAAAUUGGAUAUUAAAUUGUA
Symphalangus syndactylus (siamang) is the source of this 3018-nucleotide messenger RNA. RefSeq names its product nicotinamide phosphoribosyltransferase (gene NAMPT). The record is from RefSeq and is a predicted model, not a curated record. Gene Ontology annotation, molecular function: nicotinamide phosphoribosyltransferase activity. Gene Ontology annotation, biological process: NAD+ biosynthetic process. Lineage: Eukaryota; Metazoa; Chordata; Mammalia; Primates; Hylobatidae.